GUCAGGUAUUCUGGCCUGUGUCUUGCUCCAAAUUUGCAUGACAGAACUCUGUUGUGAUUGUAGCACGGGUGGAGUUUGAUUUGCCUUUACAUUUAUGCAGGCAAGUCAUGCCUUGUUGUCCACAGGCUAUCUAGAGUUUCAUGCCCAGGGAACCCAGAUGAGAAUAAAAGAAAUGUUCAAUUUGGCCCGAGUGCCUUCCAUCCUUCUGUUGGGGAUGGUUUAUGUCUUCUACGUGCUCAUUGGAGGGCUGGUAUUUUGGAAGUUGGAGGGCGAUCUCGGGGAGAAGGGCAUCGGUCUUUUAUUGAUAAACAAACAGAAGCUGCUGUUGACGUACCCAUGUCUGGACCGAGGCGGUCUUGAGGAGGUGGUUCAGGUUAUUCAAGACGCAUCCAAAGUGGGCCUGAGUUUGAAAAGCAACAGCACCGCAGAUGGAUUUUGGAAAUUCAAAAGCUCCGCUGUUUUUGCCGCCACUGUGGUCACAACAAUAGGUUACGGAAACAUGAGUCCCAGAUCCACCAGUGGUCAGAUCUUCUGUGUGUUCUUCGCCCUUUUUGGCAUCCCCCUCAAUGUGGUGGUGCUCAACAGGGUGGGCAAGCACAUGCUCGUCCUUGAGCAAAACAUCUGCGACUUCCUUGAGGGCAAAACUGGCCGACGGAGGUGUUCGCGCUUCUUCGUCCACUCGGUGUCCUACCUGUCCGGAGCCGUCCUCUUCUUCAUUGUUCCCAUGCUGGUAUUCCAGCUUCAUGAAGGUUGGGCCUACUCACAGGCCAUCUACUACUGCUUCGUCACCCUGAGCACCAUUGGAUUUGGAGACUUUGUGGCUGAUAGUAACCCGGACAAAGUGUACCCCGAGUGGUACAACGUCCUCAUGGCCUCCUGGAUAUUCUUCGGCCUGGCCUGGUUGGCGCUUGUCAUUAACCACUGCAUUGACAUCCUGGAGAGGUUCAACAGGUAUGUCAAACUGCGCUGGGGGGGUUGCAAGCAGGAGGAACAGGAGAACCACGACACACAGCCGGAAGGGGAAGAUGAGGUCAAGCAGCCGCCUUCAACUCAGUAAAGUACCAAGCAAAUGGACUUACUUAUUCAUAUGGACAUGAUGUAAGUGACCUAAGAAUUGUC
This is a messenger RNA of Syngnathus acus (greater pipefish), 1119 nucleotides long. It is a transcript of the gene kcnk17, whose product is annotated as potassium channel, subfamily K, member 17. Bases 95 to 1057 code for a protein of 320 amino acids. Gene Ontology annotation, molecular function: potassium ion leak channel activity. The record is from RefSeq and is a predicted model, not a curated record. NCBI's taxonomy places the organism in Eukaryota, Metazoa, Chordata, Actinopteri, Syngnathiformes, Syngnathidae. Gene Ontology annotation, biological process: potassium ion transmembrane transport; stabilization of membrane potential. The transcript is spliced from 5 exons. Gene Ontology annotation, cellular component: membrane.